GCUAUUGAGAAAGUCAGAAACUAAUUGAAUUUCAAAUGACUCUUUCGUUGAUUUCUGGUUCGAUACUUAUCUGCCCCGAUCUUCGUCUCCGUCAAUCUCCGUCGUAUUUGAGAAUCUCCACGUCGCGGCCACUUUGUCUCUCUUCCCGCAGUAAACCGUCCUCUCUCCACCAGUUUUCUCAGAUCUCACAGCCGAUCAAAAUCACCGCGAGAGGCGCCAUGGAGACGACGGCGGAGACAAUUUCCGGCGGUGUUCCCAACGCUACGAUGAAGCUACUGUUCGUUGAGAUGGGCGUGGGUUACGAUCAGCACGGGCAAGACGUGACAUCUGCGGCGAUGAAGGCUUGUAAGAAUGCAAUUUCUUCGAAUUCGAUUCCUGCAUUUAGAAGAGACCUGGUGGGAAUUGAAUGUGUUGAAAGGUUCGAUUCCUGGAGUUUCAUUUGGAGAAAUGAAGUUGCAGAUAAAGCUUGGAGUGCCUCAUUCUCUUCACCAGCAGCUGGAUCUCGAGAAGGUUAAAUCUAUCUUCCCAUAUGGGAAGAUUGUUAAUGUGGAGGUGGUGGAUGGAGGACUGAUUUGCUCAAGCGGCGUUUUAGUAGAGGAAAUGGGUGAUAAAAACGAAGAUUGUUACAUAGUGAACGUCGCGGUUUACGUUGGCUACUAGCCUCUUGUUCUUGCGUUUUUGACUAGUUGUAUAUUUUGAUUUCAGAAGCCAAUUUGGUUUUGUAGAAUUGCAUCAUCAAUAUCGUAAUCUCAG
Messenger RNA from Eutrema salsugineum, 753 nucleotides. RefSeq lists its product as uncharacterized. The coding region runs from base 36 to 515 and encodes 159 amino acids. The record is from RefSeq and is a predicted model, not a curated record. Lineage: Eukaryota; Viridiplantae; Streptophyta; Magnoliopsida; Brassicales; Brassicaceae. The transcript is spliced from 4 exons.